Messenger RNA from Trypanosoma brucei brucei TREU927, 1470 nucleotides. RefSeq lists its product as hypothetical. Bases 1 to 1470 code for a protein of 489 amino acids. Lineage: Eukaryota; Euglenozoa; Kinetoplastea; Trypanosomatida; Trypanosomatidae. The transcript has a single exon. The record is from RefSeq and is a predicted model, not a curated record.
AUGGAUGUGCUCUUCCCUUCAUGUGUUGGCAUCGCCGUGCAGCAUGCACCGCAUGCAGGACACUUUUUCUCUUUCACCUUUGCUUUGCCACUGAUAGUUAUAGACCCGUUCCCCAGUGCAGGGUCCCACUGCAUGAUAAAACGAAGACAACACACAGAUGUGUGCUACUACUCCCAUGAUCGGACAGGCAUGAAUAGGCUUCAUCCACUGCAGCUUCUGUUGGCUUACGAGGAGACUCGCUGUCCGUACGACCUGCCGGGGGAAAAGGAAAGAAGACGCCUUGUUGGUUAUCCUUCAUGGACGGAGGCGGCACUCACUGCCUGGUCGCGCCAAUCAGUCAAAUACAGCGUGGCUGGGGAGGUAGAAAAGAGAUGUGAGGGGAGCAAAUCACCGGUGUUGUUGAUGGAUGGGGGAACGGGGCAACCGGAGCCUGUGGCCAAAGGUGCAGUGAAUACACCUACGAGCGGGGAAGCUGAAAAGGCAAUAAGGAUUACUGAAGCGCCCCUAUUGGUGAGGCUGGUGGCACGCGAAGUUGUGGCGGCAUCCCGCCUUAUUGACGACUCGGCGACAAGUGAGGACGCAAUGGGUAGCCAAGUUGAUGGUGUGUUUACUUCUCAUUGCAAACCGGUACGCUCAACUGAGUCUCAUGCGCUUGAAAAUCGAAGUGCCAACCCUGCACGGGAGUUGCUCAGAGUGAAACAACCGGCGACACGAGACAUUGGGGUUGGCAGUGACAUAUGUGAUCCCGGUAAAGGCCCUGCUGAGGAACGGGAAAGUUCCGGUCAAACGCGGCAAAGUGCCGUAGAGGACAUCAUGGUGGCACAAGGGAAUCAAGUGGGUGAUCUUCUUUCAAACACCGUGGAACGUCUCUACGCAAAGCUACAGGGGACCGCGCUAAAGGUCGUUGCCAUUGAUGACCUAAAUCGACAAUUAACCGAGAAGUUUGAAUCCUUAAAACCGAGGGACCAUGUGGAGGAUAAGACUGAACUCAGCAUAUAUCUGUAUUCUCUUCGUCGUCAGGUAGAAAACCUGAAAAGGGAAUGGGAUGUCCAUAAAACUGCGCUGGAGGCAUCGGAGCAGCGGCUACGAGGAAACAAAACGGAUCCUUCAGAGCGGACGGUUCGGGUGCAAAUUGUGAAAGACUACGAAACGCCCCCGGUUCCUUACAAAAAGGGACCGUUCAGGCCGCUUGUUAUACCAGCAGUCGGAAAGGAAGGGGAAAAGAAGAGCUCAGCCUCAUAUUCAGAUAACUCUGAGUGGACCAGUGAGUCUUCAAGCUCGGUGCCCGCCUCGUCGCGCAGUGUUGUGUCGUCUUCUUCGUACACAUCGACUUCCUCUCAACCAACGCCGACGUCUUCGUCUACAGACCACUCUUCCUCGUUUUCCACACUGAAUUCGUCACCUUCUCGGCGAACGUCUUCGGUUAGCUUCUCAUCGGAAGAAAUCGACUCUGGAAGUACUCUUAGUUAG